Molecule: messenger RNA, 3101 nt
Organism: Ctenopharyngodon idella (grass carp)
Lineage: Eukaryota; Metazoa; Chordata; Actinopteri; Cypriniformes; Xenocyprididae
Gene: plekhg7
Product: pleckstrin homology domain containing, family G (with RhoGef domain) member 7
Exons: 17
Coding region: 378-2546 (722 amino acids)
Biological process (GO): Rho protein signal transduction
Molecular function (GO): guanyl-nucleotide exchange factor activity
Source: RefSeq, a predicted model, not a curated record
CUCCACCUCCACUGACCUUAGGCGACAAGGCAGCAGAGCAAACCUCCCUCACACAAUACCUGCUGAGCCUCAGAGCUCAUGCUUGCAGUAUUUUAUCAUACGCUUAUUUCACUUUAAACGGAGCAGGAUUCUGUUGUUGCGUCUAACAUUGUGCGGAUAAAAAGCUAGUUUGAAUACAUAGCAGAGACUUUGUACAUUUGGUCCAACUGUUUUCCCUCCAGCAGCCCGAUUCGCAGAUCACCCGGGAACAACUAAGCGAAGCUCCAGAGACAUGGAUUUUAGGAUUGGACGCAUUUUUGUGGGAAUGACUCAAGCCAAACUUGCAUCUGAUUCUUAAUCAGUCUUCUGUUGUUGGAUAUAAUGCUGGAUUACUCAAGAUGACUGAGUUGAAUUAUGCUUUCAUAAGCGAAAACGGGAAGGAAGUGGAUAAAACUUUGGACUGGAGUUGUAUAGACUGGCAUGCGAGGAAAACGGUAAAAGGGACGGAUGCACAGACUCAAACCCAAUGCGUGCAAAGCGAGGACAAAGACACACAAACGGCUAAUCCUUUCAUAAUGCGAAUAGAUUUAGGAAGGACGUCGUCCAGACUGAGGUAUGGUUCCCUCACGGAGUCUGACGGCAUACCCGCACAUUUAUUCCAGUUUGAUAGACAAGCCCCGGCCCGUAUCUCCACGUCCCCCACUCUGAGGAGAAUGAGGAGUACGAGAAUCUCCUACAGAGAUCCAAGCAAGUUGGACAGUCCUUUAGGAGAGGAGUCUCCCACUCCGACGAGUCCCCUUUCUCCAUUAUUCCGGCUGAAAUCUCCACUGGCUGUUCAGUUGGAUGGAGAGAGCGGGAACUUUGAAUCUUCAGUGAUUCAUGGGAAAAUGAGAUCACACAGAUCAAAGACCCUUGACAAUGGUGUCAUUUGCAAAAGCAAAGAGUCUCGUGAUUCAAAAGAGCCUGUUUCUGAUGACAAUGAGAGCUCCACCGAUGACAAUGAGCAGGUCAAAGAUCUCUGCCAUAAAAGGCUGCAGGAGAGGAGGCGGAGCUCCGUGGUUGUGAGUCUUCCUGGAUUGGAUGUUUCCCCUGGAGAUUUGUUUGUGUCCAAUGGCGUUGCUGAUAUUUUAAAUAAAUCAGCCUUUUCAGACACUAAGAAAUCAAAGUGGCCCUUCUCGAGGCGUAGUACAACAAAAGGGAAGAUUCGCAGCGUGGCCGACAUUGACAAGUGUCUCGCUGGCAUUCAGAUCCAGGAAUGGAGGGACACAGACUUUCAGACAUAUAAGGAUAUGUCUUUGGAGGACUUUUUGAGAGGUCGCUCUGAGCUGGAAGCAGCGGAGAAUCCAAAAAACUACCGAAAACAGAAGGCCAUUUGGGAGCUUUUCACCAGUGAAUGUGUCUACUUCCUUGAUCAGCUUAUGGUUUUAAAAGAGGUGUUUUUGACCACACUGUCAGAGCUGCAGAUGAGAGAUUGUCUACAGGACAUUGACUCCUGGAGACUCUUUGCAAAUCUCAAUGAGCUCUGUCUGGUUAGCUUCGGCUUCCUUACUAGUCUCUUGCGUGUCAUUAAGGAGAUGUGGACCAAUCCAGACAGCAAUAGUACUCAAUCUCUUCUUGAACUCCUUAGAAAGGCGUUUGGUGAGAGCAUAUGCCAUUGUCUACAGAAAUACUGCCUGAAUUACAGUACGGCCAUCUUUUAUCUGGACAGCCUGAAGCUCAGGGAGGACUUUGGCUCUUUCGUGAAGUGGUGUGAACGUAACGAGCAGUGCCGCAGGCUGCAGUUGAAGGAUCUGCUGGUGAUUCCUCUGCAGAGGUUUACACGGUACCCUCUGCUGUUGAAGAAUAUUGGGAAGAGGAGUUGCUCGGAGGCAGAGGAGAACACUAUACAGAGCAUCGUGGAUCUUGUCGACAGAGCCAUCUAUGAUCUUGAAGGAAAAGUAAAGUGGUUGGACAACUACCAGAAGGUGAAGCAGUUGAAGGAAUCUCUAGUGUGGCUUCCUGUGUGGGAGCAAGACAAGAAGGCAAAUGUUCCUGAGAAUCUGAAGCACUUGCUAAAAGCUGUAACCCUGGAGAACCUGGUGUCUCACCGUAGUCUUCUGCACGAUGGAAAGCUCGUUCUCAUAGAAAAUGCAAAGUUGCAUGAGGUCUACCUAUUUCUCUUUGACGAAUUCCUUCUAAUCACGAAGAUCAAGAGAAGCAAAAAGAAGUCUGGCAUAGUGGAGUCAAACGCCCUGCGUCCAGCUGCGGGCCAAGAGCUUGAGCUCUUAUUACAGGAGGGCUGUAGUUUUACUGUCCUGGACCAGCCCAUCUCUCUGGACCGCCUACAGUUAAAGAACAUAGACCAGUUCAAUGCCACAGCAUCUGGUCUGCCCAAUUCAUUCAUAAUAAUGCACCAGAAUCGUUACCAGCAGUGCAUUGGAGUCUUCAUUCUACAAGCCCAGACUGAAUCUAUGAAGAAAGCGUGGGUGUCUGUGAUUGAGGAUGCCAUCAAUUCUCUGCUGAAGCAGGACUGUCAGCAGCCGCGGGUCAAGAACUCUUUUCUUUAUCUGGAGUCUUCACAGAUCUAAUUUAUGCAGAGACUUUCUGUAGAAUCUUCUCCAGAGUGCCAAAAGACCACUGCAAUGCAGAAUGCAUCUCAUUUACUUUUAAGGAGAAGUUCUGCCAGAAAUGAAAAUUCUGUCAUUUACUCACCCUCAUGUCGUUCUAAACCUGUGUGACUUUUUCUCUUCUGUGGAACAGAAGUUUAACCGAACACAGUACAAUGGGAACUGAGGCUGUCUAACUCUUAAAAGGACAGAAGUAUUAUGAAAGUCCUCCAUAUGGCUCACAUUGUGCUAAACAUCUCCUUUUAUGUCCCAGAAAGAAAGUCAUAGAGGUAUGGAACAAUGGUAUUUGACAGUUAGGGUUGAUUUUAAAGUGACGUUUUCCACGAAACAGUAAUUUAUUCUUUUUUUUUUGUUUGUUGUUGUUAUAAAUGGAUAUACAGCACAGCUGUAACAGUGGUGACCCCAAGCAAUUUGAAGUUCCACAAGAGGAACACAUUUUUUUUCAGUUCCCUUUUUGAAUUUUUGGAGAACGAACAAUGUUGCACGUUCCUGUCGCAAAUAAAGUUGAUGAACUUG